Molecule: messenger RNA, 492 nt
Organism: Malus domestica (apple)
Lineage: Eukaryota; Viridiplantae; Streptophyta; Magnoliopsida; Rosales; Rosaceae
Product: RING-H2 finger protein ATL66-like
Source: RefSeq, a predicted model, not a curated record
AUGGCAUCCGAAAACUCACAACUCUUUGAGCGGCAUUUCAGUGAUCUCAACUACUCUGACUUUCACACCUACAGCCAAGGCCACUUACUAGUCCUCUUCUUCUCUCUGAUCUUCAUCAUCGCCACCCUAUUCUUCUAUGCUCAUUGGGCUUGCAUCAAAGGUCGUCUCUCAACAGCCACCGCUAGUGCUACAAAUAUUGCAUCUUUGCCACAAGUGCAUCAGUCGCUAGGGCUCGAUGCUGCUGCCAUUGAUAGCUUGCCGGUUAUCUUGCAUCGAUCGGUGGUAAUAGCUAACCCUAGUACUGUUCUUGAUGUUGAAGCCAUUGGUAUCGAGUUUUGCAUUUGUCUUGGAGUUUUUGAAGGAGAAGAGAAGGUUAAGGUGUUGCCAAAGUGCCAAGAUACAUAUCAUUCUGAGUAUGUAGAUAAGUGGCUGACCGUUCAGUCAAGCUGCCCGCUUUGUAGAUUAUCCUUCCGAGUCAUCAACUCUCUUUAG